This is a messenger RNA of Plasmodium adleri (nom. inval.), 1452 nucleotides long. Its product is annotated as conserved protein, unknown function. The coding region runs from base 1 to 1452 and encodes 483 amino acids. Gene Ontology annotation, biological process: protein modification by small protein removal. Lineage: Eukaryota; Apicomplexa; Aconoidasida; Haemosporida; Plasmodiidae. The record is from RefSeq and is a predicted model, not a curated record. The transcript is spliced from 3 exons. Gene Ontology annotation, molecular function: peptidase activity.
AUGGCAACAAAGUUCAGUGUUAAAUUGAAGAUAUACGAUUUGUCUAGGGGAAUGGUCAAAACCUGGUCUCCUCUUUUAAUUGGCAAACAAAUUGACGGGGUGUGGCAUACAGCCGUCUUGGUUUAUAAUAUGGAAUAUUUUUACGGGGGAGGUAUUCUAUGCUUGGAAGAACACGAAUUUGAAACGUUUUAUAAUAUAAAACCAGUAGGUAUUAUAGAUAUGGGUACUACCGAAUUAUUACAAUCACAUUUUCAUGAAUAUUUAAAUGGUAUUCAAAAGAAUUUCACUGUAGAUAAAUAUAAUAUUGUCAACUGGAAUUGCAAUAAUUUUACAAAUGAAGUUUGUAAUUUUCUUGUUGGUAAAAAUAUUCCACAAUAUAUUUUAAAUACUCCAUAUGAAGUUAUGUCCACAAGUAAAGGGAAACUUAUUCUUGAUAUGAUGCAAUCUUAUCAAAGCUCUAUUGCUCCAGGUUUUGAUAAUAAUCAAAAUAAUUCAACUAGCCAAAAUAAUCAAUUUAGUCAAAAUAACACAACUAGCCAAAAUAAUCAAUCAAUUCAAAAUAAUAUGGCUAGCCAAGAUAAUACAUUAAUAUCAAAUAAUAUAUCAUGUAAAACAUCUGAAUUAUGGGAAAAUACAUCAACAAUAGAUAGAAAUAUGAAUAAUAUAAAAAAUAUAUUAACUAGUCAAAAUGAUAUAAUAUCAUCAGAUCAAAAUUGUAAUAUUAUUGAUAAUAAUAAAAAUAUUGGAAAGGGAGGAGAUGAUUCAUCCAAAUUACCAAGUGUCUCUUUAGAAAAUUUCUUUAAAGAUUGUGAGAUAGAAAAAGUAUUAAAUGAUUAUAUGAAAGAUGAGAAAUAUAGUGUAGAUGAAAAAAAACAAUUUUUCAAUUUUUUAAAAACAUUUUAUGAUAAUAUAUUACAAAAUGAAGAUUUAUUAAAGAACCGAGUUAUUUAUAAAAAAAAUCAUCCAAUCUUUUUUAAUAAUAUGGAUACUAUGAAUAAUGACUAUGAUAAUAUAUUAUCAUCUUUAUCAUUUUGUAAUGGGUUUUCUGAAAAUAAUGAGGCGAAUAAUUCACAACAUUUGACAAUUUACAUAGAUAUGAAAAAAAUUAAAACAACUACCUUUCAAGAACAUUUAAAUGUUGUAAUAAAUAAAGAAAUAUUUUUAAAAAAUAAAGAUCCAUGUAUAUAUAAAAAUGAAGUUUUAUAUUUGAAAGAUAUAUCUGAAUAUAAUCUUAAUAGUAAUGACAAAGCCAAAAAUAAUUCUCAAAACAAUAUUUUUGUUUUUUUAUCACACAUGUUUUUAAAAAAUAAUGUAGAUAUGAAUAAUACAAAAAAUGAUAUUUCAUCUUUUCAAGGUUUGCAUAAUAUAAUUAAAGCAGGUGCUCAAGAGGAAAAACAAUAUAUUCUAAGACUAAACAAAAUUAUAAAUGAUCACAUACAAGCAUUAACAUGA